Phoenix dactylifera (date palm) is the source of this 1293-nucleotide messenger RNA. Its product is annotated as NAD(P)-binding Rossmann-fold superfamily protein. NCBI's taxonomy places the organism in Eukaryota, Viridiplantae, Streptophyta, Magnoliopsida, Arecales, Arecaceae. The record is from RefSeq and is a predicted model, not a curated record. Gene Ontology annotation, cellular component: membrane. Gene Ontology annotation, molecular function: oxidoreductase activity, acting on the CH-OH group of donors, NAD or NADP as acceptor.
GCCUCCAGCGCACUAUUCCUCUCCCUAUUUAUGCGUUGCUCUCUUUUCAUCCCUUCUCCAACUCUUCUCACCCAUCUCGAUCUACAAUAUUCUGCAACUGCAAUGCUGGCAAUGGAUUACAAGCUUUCCAUGCCUUCAUCCUCGCCUACCAAGUGGUGGUCGAAGGAAACGGUGGCGGUCGUCACCGGAGCGAACAAAGGGAUCGGGUUUGCACUCGUCGAAAGGCUCGCCGAGCUUGGGCUUACAGUAGUCCUCACUUCAAGAGAUGUUACUAGAGGGAAGGCAGCCAUUGAGUCCCUCAGAGCUCAAGGACUUGAUAUUGAGUUCUGCCAGUUAGAUGUGGGCGACUCUUCGUCAAUCAUGGCCUUCGCAUCUUGGCUGCAGCGAAGAUUCGGAGGACUGGACAUUCUUGUUAACAAUGCUGGUGUCUCCUUCAAUGAGAUCGAUAGCAACUCAGUUGAACAUGCUGAAACCGUGAUUCGAACCAACUUCUAUGGACCCAAGCUACUGAUCGAAGCACUCCUGCCGAUGUUUCGACGGUCUCCUGCCACAAGCCGGAUACUGAACAUUAGCUCGCAGCUUGGCCUUCUAAAUAAGGUGAGCAACUCUGCCUUAAAGGAGCUACUUCGAGACGAGGACAAGUUAUCCGAAGAGAAGAUUGAGUACAUGGUGUCACAAUUUCUGGACCACGUAAAGAAAGGAACAUGGCAAGAGCAUGGCUGGCCAAAGGUGUGGACCGACUAUGCUGUCUCUAAGCUUGCACUGAAUGCCUACUCCAGGUUGUUAGCUACGAAACAAGAGGGUCAUGGCUUGAGUGUGAAUUGCUUCUGCCCGGGUUUCACGAGAACUGCGAUGACUCGUGGCCGGGGAAGCCGGACGCCAGAGGAGGCGGCCGAGGUUGCAGCCAGGCUAGCUUUGCUCCCUCCUAGUGAGUUGCCAACCGGAAAGUUCUUCAAAUGGUGCACACCAACCUUGUACUCAAAGUUAUAGAAAUUUUUAUUAUCGUGGAGCAAGUUUUAUGCAGUGUGAUCAUGUAUUCAUAUUCUCUCUUGUCAUGAUUCUUAGAUGAGUAGUUAGACGCCGUUUUUCUGAAAAAUAUUUGUGGUGGGAAAGGAAAUGUGUUUAGUUGGAAGAGGGACCUCUGCCGAUCGAUCUAUGUAUGAGUUUUAAUUACCAAUACCGGUUGAUGUAAUUUUGCAGUCAUAAAGAAAUGCUGAAACCGAAGUCGGUAAUACCUAGUAAACUUGCCAAAGGAUUGAGCCUCAUGAAUUAGCUUAUGCAACCUAUUGACUG